AUGUCAAUGCUGAGAUAUCAGGCCAGCAAGUCGACGUUUAAAUUCUCCAUCCAGCGGACCUUCGAGAAAUCGGUGGAUGAUGGUGAGAAGGUCAAUGAGUACGCCAAGGGACGACCGGUGGGUGCUAUGGCCAGGGAGGAUAGGAGAGGGGAGGCAGAAGAGUAUACGGUACUCGCUUAUCUCGGCAAUCUUGGUGUAAGUGGGGGAGGACUGAUGACUUGUCGGUUUGGUCAUGGGGUAUCUGUGAGAAGCAUGGAUGAGCUGAAGAGGGACGUGAAGGAGCUACGAGGUCUAGGUAUGAGGAUGCUCGGUGGAGGAGAUGUGAUUGGUGUGAACAUGAAACACGGUUUUUGGAAUAUCACUGCUUAA
Molecule: messenger RNA, 369 nt
Organism: Perkinsus marinus ATCC 50983
Lineage: Eukaryota; Perkinsozoa; Perkinsida; Perkinsidae
Exons: 3
Coding region: 1-369 (122 amino acids)
Source: RefSeq, a predicted model, not a curated record